Molecule: messenger RNA, 1347 nt
Organism: Zasmidium cellare ATCC 36951
Lineage: Eukaryota; Fungi; Ascomycota; Dothideomycetes; Mycosphaerellales; Mycosphaerellaceae
Product: carbohydrate esterase family 9 protein
Exons: 3
Coding region: 1-1347 (448 amino acids)
Biological process (GO): N-acetylglucosamine catabolic process
Molecular function (GO): N-acetylglucosamine-6-phosphate deacetylase activity
Source: RefSeq, a predicted model, not a curated record
AUGCCAUUGCUACACUCUGAAGCCGGCGUGCGAACACCAUCACCACGGUUCGCGAGGUUUUCCAACGGACGUAUCGUGCGAGGCAACCAACUGAUCUCUGAAACCUUGUGGAUCGAUACAGAUUCUGGUCGUGUGUGUGAGCCACCAUCGAAUCCUGACAGCAACGAGGAUGUCGACGUUGUAGAUCUCCAAGGCAAGAUCCUGGCCCCCGGCUUCAUUGACAUUCAAAUCAAUGGGGCGUUCGGCUUCGAUUUCUCAGACUCUAGUUGCGUCACUGCGCCUCAGAAGUUCCAGAAAGGACUCCACGACCUUAACCAGAGAUUGCUGGAGACGGGGACCACGAGCUAUCUUCCGACCAUGACAAGUCAGUUCGCGAAGACUUACCAUCACGCGCUGCCGUUUCUCAGGCCCACAGGGUCAGAUCGAGAUCCCUCUAAAGGCGCUGAGAGCUUAGGGGCUCAUUGCGAAGGCCCAUUCUUUGCACACACGCAAAAGGGUUGUCACAGUCCAGAAGCCAUCCUCGCAUACAAAACCAGCGAGCCAGAGCUCCUCAAGGGAGUAUAUGGAGAGGUGAACCUUCUCACAACUGAAGUAAAUCCAGCUGGACACGUGAGAAUGAUCACCCUUGCACCAGAGCGUGCUGGCGCUCUUGACUCCAUCAAGACCUUCAGCGAACAGGGCAUCAUCAUGAGCAUCGGCCACACCGCUGCAACAUACGCUGAGGCGGUCAAAGGCGUCCAGGCUGGAGCGAAGACGGUGACCCACUUGUACAACGCAAUGAACCAGCUGCACCAUCGAGAGCCAGGGAUCUUCGGAUUGAUCGCCUCCUCCAAGGAUCGUGUCUUUGACCAACGAACAGAUCUCGCCGACGACGGUCGUCCAUACUUUGGCAUCAUCGCAGACGGCAUCCAUUUGCACCCGUCUAGUCUCCGCCUGGCGUACAAUGCUCAUCCUGAAGGACUGAUCCUAAUCACAGAUGCGGUGAUGUUCAUGGGGAUGGAAGACGGCACAUACGAGUGGACGAAUGGGCAAAGGACUGUGAAACAGGGGCUGACUUUGCAACUGGAGGGAACGAAGACCCUCGCGGGCAGCGCGAUUGACCUUCUGAGUUGCGUCAACAACUUGCUUCGAUGGGCUGGAUGCUCUGUGCCAGAGGCUUUGCGGGCUGUCACUACAACUCCUGCGACUUUGCUAGGACUUCAAGGGAUCAAGGGAAGCACAGAGCCAGGUGCCGAUGCAGAUUUAGUGGUUUCGACUGAGAAAAGAGACGCACGAGGACUCACGACUUUGCAAGUUAGCGAGGUGUGGAAGUUUGGCAAACGUGUUCAUGUGUGCGGGAGGAAGUGA